AUUCUUAUGAGCGAUAUCUUGUUUUGAGUGGUUUUCAAGAAUAAUUUAUUUCCAGCUAGCACUGUUUCACAGAAAUGGAUAAAUUCAGGAUUUAAGUGAUACUACAGAAGAAAAUCACAUAUAGCAAUUGUAAAUUCUGUCUGUGAAAUCCUUAAAAUAUAUUAUCAAAGUUUCUUGUCACUUGCACAUCAAUGCUUCAUGUAUAAUCAUCCCAAAACAAUUGUGAAUAAUGUUAGUUUUAGUUAUAAUUCCAUAUUGUUGUUAUAUAAUCCUGGGUCUGGGUCUGUAAAAAGGCAAUGUUCAUUGCUUGUUUUAUUGCGUGCAAUGAGAUUAGAUGAUAAUUUUAUAGCAACCCUGGUAAACAGCCAUACAUAUUUAUUACAUUGCAUAAAAGGGACUGAGGAAUCCUAUAUUACAUAACACAGCCUCCUUAGGCAUCUUUAUAGGCAUCUUACCUUUUACCAAUGGUUUUAUAAUUUAUAAACAUCUAUUCUGGAUUAGCAGUAUUGUGAACUAUAGAAAAGUAAAGAAUAACUGAAACCAAUGUCCAUUUUUUUCCAUUUAUAUAUAAAAAUCAAAUGUCUAGAAGGGUUCUGUUAAAAGGCUUUAGACUAAAAAAAUCAGCUACUUUACUUUGUUCAGGGGUGAAAAUAGAGGCAUUUUUAUUGAUGUGAUAUCGAAAGGUUUUGGUUUAAACAGAAUAUGAAGUACGAAGCUGAAAAUACUGAGCUGAAGAUGACCCUCAGCUGAAGAAGAUACAAAGAUAUGAAUCAAGUCCUUAAAUAUGUGACCACCCCCCUUUUUUAUGCUAGCUCACCUUCAAGCACCUUGCCACUUUCACCUUCUAUCUCUAUCCAGAAUUCUAGUUUAUAUGUGGAGAUAAGAAGGCCCAUAUCUACAUUUUCAGAAUCAAUGUUCAUUUCUUCCAUGGCAAUCGUGAAGAAUUUCUGUGUUCAGCAACUGGGAUGCUGCCAAAAGAAGGGAUUGUAAUGUCCACUCCCCCCCCCAAAAAGACACACACCCCUCACUCAUCCCCGUGCAGCCUUAUCAGCGCACGACUGUGAGCACAGGUCAGAGGAGAACAUUGGAGCUCUUUAGUCCACGACAGCGCUGGUAGGAUGUCUGUGACAGAAUCUAAGACAGAGCUCUAUAACAUGGACAACAUGGACACGGCAGAGCCAGCUAUAGAGAAGGCUGGUUCCCACCGCGGGGCUGAAGUGUUUGAGCGCUACAUCCAGCCAUGCGUGGCCGAGCUGCUGGGGUCUGCCCUCUUCAUCUUCGUUGGGUGCUCCUCUGUGAUUGAGAACGUGGAAGGAACUGGCAGGCUGCAGCCAGCCCUGGCACAUGGACUCGCGCUGGCCAUCGUCAUUGCUUUGUUCGGGGAAAUCAGUGGGGGCCACUUCAACCCAGCAGUGUCUGUGUCAGUCUUCCUCGUUGGGGGGCUCAAGGUCAUUCUGCUUGUGCCCUAUAUUCUUGCCCAAAUGCUUGGGGGGAUGAUUGGUGCAGGCCUUGCUAAGGCAAUCUCUUCACCUGAGAAAUACAGCAACGCUACAGGAGCGGCAUUUGACGCGGUGAAAAACGAUGCUGAGGUGGGAGCGGCCACUGUGGCUGAGAUGGUGAUGACGCUCUUCCUGACAAUGACGGUGUGUAUGGGGGCUGUCAAUAAGAGGACCAGCAGUGGCAUGGCCCCUUUCUGCAUCGGUCUGACUGUGGCUGCAGACAUUCUGGUUGGAGGAGCAGUGUCCGGAGCAUGUAUGAACCCGGCGCGGGCCUUAGGGCCAGCUGUGGUUUCUGGGUACUGGAGCUACCACUGGAUCUACUGGGUCGGGCCUUUGCUGGGGGCUCUACUCACAGCCAGCUUUGUGAGACUGCUCCUUGGUGACAAGAGAAUCCGGGUUCUUCUAAAGUGAUCGCUGCUAUGAAGAACAUUAUGGCUUUAUUACACUGAAGGGCGUGGAUCUCCUGAUGGACGUGCUACCUGCAGUUAUUGUUUUCAAAUUCAAAUGGGUCCAAUCCUUUUCAAAACUAGUGU
This is a messenger RNA of Anguilla rostrata (American eel), 2032 nucleotides long. RefSeq names its product aquaporin 8a, tandem duplicate 1 (gene aqp8a.1). The coding region runs from base 1119 to 1910 and encodes 263 amino acids. The transcript is spliced from 5 exons. Gene Ontology annotation, biological process: water transport; transmembrane transport. Gene Ontology annotation, cellular component: plasma membrane. Lineage: Eukaryota; Metazoa; Chordata; Actinopteri; Anguilliformes; Anguillidae. Gene Ontology annotation, molecular function: water channel activity. The record is from RefSeq and is a predicted model, not a curated record.